AUGCUGGCAUUCGCGCCAGAUCUUGAAAUUUUCAGGCCUCUAUUUUUUUCCCUCUCAUGGUCGUGCACUACCAAAACACACACCCUUAUUCUUAUUCCAUCUCUGCUUCACGCCAGUGAUACGAUACACGAGUUUAUUCCUUACUUAACUAUGGCUAAUAUAGCUAGCCAGCUCAAUAAUCGAAAAUCAUGCAUUGCAAUCCAACUUAAUCAUAAUACAUACGGUUGGAAAACAAGUGAGUGA
Molecule: messenger RNA, 243 nt
Organism: Sphenostylis stenocarpa
Lineage: Eukaryota; Viridiplantae; Streptophyta; Magnoliopsida; Fabales; Fabaceae
Source: the annotation of a GenBank genome assembly